AUGGAUCCUAAAUUUCUUCAACCACUCGAUUCUAUGAAAAUCGAAAACCAGUAUGAAACGGAUUCGUUGUUCGACAUGCUAGAAAAGUUGCCUCCGCUAGAGUCUCUGUUAGAUACCGAGUAUCUAAGACCAGAUCCAGGGUUGCAUUUUGAGUAUCAAUACAAUAGCUUUGAAGAUUUCUUCGAGAACAUUGAAGUGAAUAACAACACAAUAUCAUCUGAUAUUCUCAUGUUAACUCAAGAACCUUACUUCUCAAGUGACUCCUCUUCACCAUUGGUUGUCCAAAACAACCACUGUCCAAGUACCAACGAGAGACGUGAAAAGAAAGCCUCAAAGAAGAAGAACACUAGGGCAAAGAGACAGGACAAGUUGGAGUUGUCCGAGAUCAGAAAGUACUUUGAUAGACCAAUAAUGAAAGCGGCAAAAGAACUUAACGUUGGUCUUACGGUAUUGAAGAAGCGUUGCAGAGAACUUGAAAUCUUCCGGUGGCCUCACCGGAAGCUCAAGAGUCUUAACUCUCUCAUUAGUAAUCUCAAGUGUGUUGGAAUGGAUCAAGAAGUGAAGAAUUUGGAGGAACAUAGGGUUCUUAUAGAGCAAGAACCUGAUGCCGAGCUGACUGAUGGGACAAAGAAGUUGAGGCAAGCUUGUUUCAAAGCCAAAUACAAGAGAAAGAAAUCACUUGCCAACGAUGGUUACUAUUGA
This is a messenger RNA of Brassica napus (rape), 702 nucleotides long. RefSeq names its product protein RKD4. The coding region runs from base 1 to 702 and encodes 233 amino acids. The transcript has 3 exons. Lineage: Eukaryota; Viridiplantae; Streptophyta; Magnoliopsida; Brassicales; Brassicaceae. The record is from RefSeq and is a predicted model, not a curated record. Gene Ontology annotation, molecular function: DNA-binding transcription factor activity.